AACAAGGAGCUCUGAUAUCAGAGAAUUACAAAAGAUAUCCUAUGACCCCAGUUUUGCUCUUUCUGUGUCUGAAUUUACUGACCUCCCAAACGUCCAUCAGCAACUAAUUUCUGUCUUGGGUACUGUGAUUGUGCCAGAUCCAACCAUGAAACCAACAGUAAAACCAACAAUAAUAGUCGAGAGUCGGGCUCCCUCGAGGGAUGUUGUAUUCUUGCUGGAUGGGUCUGAUGGCACGAGGGCUGGAUUCCCAGCAAUGCGGGACUUUGUUCAAAGAGUGGUGGAGACACUCGCUGUGGAUGAGAACAAGGAUCGUGUUGCGUUAGUCCAGUACAGUAGAGAUCCAGCUGCCCAAUUCUACCUGAACACAUUCAAUACAAAGGAUGACAUUGUCAAUACAGUAAGAGGUCUGAGGCACAAAGGAGGAAGACCCCUUAACACUGGGGCAGCUCUUCAGUAUGUCAGAGACAACAUCUUUACUGCCUCUUCUGGAAGCAGAAGCCUACAGGGCAUCCCUCAGAUGUUGAUACUGCUGAGUGGAGGGAGGUCCAACGAUAACGUUGAUGUAUCAGCAUCUGCCCUGAAAGAGAGUGGGGUCUUGAUCUUUGGCAUUGGGACCCGAAAUUCCAGCAGAGAGGUUGAAAGGAUUGUCACUGAUCCUAGUUAUUCCCAGUCUGUUUCCGAAUUCACUGACAUCCCAAGAGUCCAGGAGCAGUAUUUAUCCUCACUCAAAACUCAACUACUCAAAGCCAUACCCAUAACCCCAACAGUGGACAAAAGUAUUGCCAGAAAGGAUGUGGUUUUCCUUCUGGAUGGUUCCGAUGGCACUAGGAGUGGUUUCCCAGCAAUGCGUGACUUUGUUCAAAGAGUAGUUGAGAAACUCACUGUGGAAGAGAACAGAGAUAGAGUUUCUGUGGUCCAGUACAGCAGAGAACCAGAGGCCAACUUCUAUUUGAACACUUACACAACAAAGGAAAACGUUGUUGACGCCGUAACAGGCCUGAGGCACAAGGGAGGAAGACCCCUUAACACCGGGGCAGCCCUCCAGUAUGUCAGAGACAACGUCUUUACUGCCUCCUCUGGAAGUAGGCGCCUUGAUGGUGUUCCACAGCUACUGAUUCUGUUGAGUGGUGGAAGGUCCUUUGACAAUGUUGACACUCCAGCCGCUGCUCUGAAGGAGCUUGGUGUCAAGGUGUUUGCAAUUGGAACAAGGAGCUCUGAUAGCAGAGAAAUGCAGAGGAUAUCACAAGAUCCCAGUCAAGCAAUGUCUGUCUCGGAUUUCACAGACCUUCCGAGCAUCCAGCAGCAACUGCUAUCCUCUGUGGAAACAGUGGUUGUUGGAGUUACUACAGAAACCCCAACAGUUUUAGUUGAUCUUGAAACCGCCAGAAAGGAUGUGGUUUUCCUUCUGGAUGGUUCUGAUGGCACUAGGAGUGGUUUCCCAGCAAUGCGUGACUUUGUUCAAAGAGUAGUUGAGAAACUCACUGUGGAAGAGAACAGAGAUAGAGUUUCUGUGGUCCAGUACAGCAGAGAACCAGAGGCCAACUUCUAUUUGAACACUUACACAACAAAGGAAAACGUUGUUGACGCCGUAACAGGCCUGAGGCACAAGGGAGGAAGACCCCUUAACACCGGGGCAGCCCUCCAGUAUGUCAGAGACAACGUCUUUACUGCCUCCUCUGGAAGUAGGCGCCUUGAUGGUGUUCCACAGCUACUGAUUCUGUUGAGUGGUGGAAGGUCCUUUGACAAUGUUGACACUCCAGCCGCUGCUCUGAAGGAGCUUGGUGUCAAGGUGUUUGCAAUUGGAACAAGGAGCUCUGAUAGCAGAGAAAUGCAGAGGAUAUCACAAGAUCCCAGUCACGCAAUGUCUGUCUCGGAUUUCACAGACCUUCCGAGCAUCCAGCAGCAACUGCUAUCCUCUGUGGAAACAGUGGUUGUUGGAGUUACUACAGAAACCCCAACAGUUUUAGUUGAUCUUGAAACCGCCAGAAAGGAUGUGGUUUUCCUUCUGGAUGGUUCUGAUGGCACUAGGAGUGGUUUCCCAGCAAUGCGUGACUUUGUUCAAAGAGUAGUUGAGAAACUCACUGUGGAAGAGAACAGAGAUAGAGUUUCUGUGGUCCAGUACAGCAGAGAACCAGAGGCCAACUUCUAUUUGAACACUUACACAACAAAGGAAAACAUUGUUGACGCCGUAACAGGCCUGAGGCACAAGGGAGGAAGACCCCUUAACACCGGGGCAGCCCUCCAGUAUGUCAGAGACAACGUCUUUACUGCCUCCUCUGGAAGUAGGCGCCUUGAUGGUGUUCCACAGCUACUGAUUCUGUUGAGUGGUGGAAGGUCCUUUGACAAUGUUGACACUCCAGCCGCUGCUCUGAAGGAGCUUGGUGUCAAGGUGUUUGCAAUUGGAACAAGGAGCUCUGAUAGCAGAGAAAUGCAGAGGAUAUCACAAGAUCCCAGUCACGCAAUGUCUGUCUCGGAUUUCACAGACCUUCCGAGCAUCCAGCAGCAACUGCUAUCCUCUGUGGAAACAGUGGUUGUUGGAGUUACUACAGAAACCCCAACAGUUUUAGUUGAUCUUGAAACCGCCAGAAAGGAUGUGGUUUUCCUUCUGGAUGGUUCUGAUGGCACUAGGAGUGGUUUCCCAGCAAUGCGUGACUUUGUUCAAAGAGUAGUUGAGAAACUCACUGUGGAAGAGAACAGAGAUAGAGUUUCUGUGGUCCAGUACAGCAGAGAACCAGAGGCCAACUUCUAUUUGAACACUUACACAACAAAGGAAAACGUUGUUGACGCCGUAACAGGCCUGAGGCACAAGGGAGGAAGACCCCUUAACACCGGGGCAGCCCUCCAGUAUGUCAGAGACAACGUCUUUACUGCCUCCUCUGGAAGUAGGCGCCUUGAUGGUGUUCCACAGCUACUGAUUCUGUUGAGUGGUGGAAGGUCCUUUGACAAUGUUGACACUCCAGCCGCUGCUCUGAAGGAGCUUGGUGUCAAGGUGUUUGCAAUUGGAACAAGGAGCUCUGAUAGCAGAGAAAUGCAGAGGAUAUCACAAGAUCCCAGUCACGCAAUGUCUGUCUCGGAUUUCACAGACCUUCCGAGCAUCCAGCAGCAACUGCUAUCCUCUGUGGAAACAGUGGUUGUUGGAGUUACUACAGAAACCCCAACAGUUUUAGUUGAUCUUGAAACCGCCAGAAAGGAUGUGGUUUUCCUUCUGGAUGGUUCUGAUGGCACUAGGAGUGGUUUCCCAGCAAUGCGUGACUUUGUUCAAAGAGUAGUUGAGAAACUCACUGUGGAAGAGAACAGAGAUAGAGUUUCUGUGGUCCAGUACAGCAGAGAACCAGAGGCCAACUUCUAUUUGAACACUUACACAACAAAGGAAAACGUUGUUGACGCCGUAACAGGCCUGAGGCACAAGGGAGGAAGACCCCUUAACACCGGGGCAGCCCUCCAGUAUGUCAGAGACAACGUCUUUACUGCCUCCUCUGGAAGUAGGCGCCUUGAUGGUGUUCCACAGCUACUGAUUCUGUUGAGUGGUGGAAGGUCCUUUGACAAUGUUGACACUCCAGCCGCUGCUCUGAAGGAGCUUGGUGUCAAGGUGUUUGCAAUUGGAACAAGGAGCUCUGAUAGCAGAGAAAUGCAGAGGAUAUCACAAGAUCCCAGUCACGCAAUGUCUGUCUCGGAUUUCACAGACCUUCCGAGCAUCCAGCAGCAACUGCUAUCCUCUGUGGAAACAGUGGUUGUUGGAGUUACUACAGAAACCCCAACAGUUUUAGUUGAUCUUGAAACCGCCAGAAAGGAUGUGGUUUUCCUUCUGGAUGGUUCUGAUGGCACUAGGAGUGGUUUCCCAGCAAUGCGUGACUUUGUUCAAAGAGUAGUUGAGAAACUCACUGUGGAAGAGAACAGAGAUAGAGUUUCUGUGGUCCAGUACAGCAGAGAACCAGAGGCCAACUUCUAUUUGAACACUUACACAACAAAGGAAAACGUUGUUGACGCCGUAACAGGCCUGAGGCACAAGGGAGGAAGACCCCUUAACACCGGGGCAGCCCUCCAGUAUGUCAGAGACAACGUCUUUACUGCCUCCUCUGGAAGUAGGCGCCUUGAUGGUGUUCCACAGCUACUGAUUCUGUUGAGUGGUGGAAGGUCCUUUGACAAUGUUGACACUCCAGCCGCUGCUCUGAAGGAGCUUGGUGUCAAGGUGUUUGCAAUUGGAACAAGGAGCUCUGAUAGCAGAGAAAUGCAGAGGAUAUCACAAGAUCCCAGUCACGCAAUGUCUGUCUCGGAUUUCACAGACCUUCCGAGCAUCCAGCAGCAACUGCUAUCCUCUGUGGAAACAGUGGUUGUUGGAGUUACUACAGAAACCCCAACAGUUUUAGUUGAUCUUGAAACCGCCAGAAAGGAUGUGGUUUUCCUUCUGGAUGGUUCUGAUGGCACUAGGAGUGGUUUCCCAGCAAUGCGUGACUUUGUUCAAAGAGUAGUUGAGAAACUCACUGUGGAAGAGAACAGAGAUAGAGUUUCUGUGGUCCAGUACAGCAGAGAACCAGAGGCCAACUUCUAUUUGAACACUUACACAACAAAGGAAAACGUUGUUGACGCCGUAACAGGCCUGAGGCACAAGGGAGGAAGACCCCUUAACACCGGGGCAGCCCUCCAGUAUGUCAGAGACAACGUCUUUACUGCCUCCUCUGGAAGUAGGCGCCUUGAUGGUGUUCCACAGCUACUGAUUCUGUUGAGUGGUGGAAGGUCCUUUGACAAUGUUGACACUCCAGCCGCUGCUCUGAAGGAGCUUGGUGUCAAGGUGUUUGCAAUUGGAACAAGGAGCUCUGAUAGCAGAGAAAUGCAGAGGAUAUCACAAGAUCCCAGUCACGCAAUGUCUGUCUCGGAUUUCACAGACCUUCCGAGCAUCCAGCAGCAACUGCUAUCCUCUGUGGAAACAGUGGUUGUUGGAGUUACUACAGAAACCCCAACAGUUUUAGUUGAUCUUGAAACCGCCAGAAAGGAUGUGGUUUUCCUUCUGGAUGGUUCUGAUGGCACUAGGAGUGGUUUCCCAGCAAUGCGUGACUUUGUUCAAAGAGUAGUUGAGAAACUCACUGUGGAAGAGAACAGAGAUAGAGUUUCUGUGGUCCAGUACAGCAGAGAACCAGAGGCCAACUUCUAUUUGAACACUUACACAACAAAGGAAAACGUUGUUGACGCCGUAACAGGCCUGAGGCACAAGGGAGGAAGACCCCUUAACACCGGGGCAGCCCUCCAGUAUGUCAGAGACAACGUCUUUACUGCCUCCUCUGGAAGUAGGCGCCUUGAUGGUGUUCCACAGCUACUGAUUCUGUUGAGUGGUGGAAGGUCCUUUGACAAUGUUGACACUCCAGCCGCUGCUCUGAAGGAGCUUGGUGUCAAGGUGUUUGCAAUUGGAACAAGGAGCUCUGAUAGCAGAGAAAUGCAGAGGAUAUCACAAGAUCCCAGUCACGCAAUGUCUGUCUCGGAUUUCACAGACCUUCCGAGCAUCCAGCAGCAACUGCUAUCCUCUGUGGAAACAGUGGUUGUUGGAGUUACUACAGAAACCCCAACAGUUUUAGUUGAUCUUGAAACCGCCAGAAAGGAUGUGGUUUUCCUUCUGGAUGGUUCUGAUGGCACUAGGAGUGGUUUCCCAGCAAUGCGUGACUUUGUUCAAAGAGUAGUUGAGAAACUCACUGUGGAAGAGAACAGAGAUAGAGUUUCUGUGGUCCAGUACAGCAGAGAACCAGAGGCCAACUUCUAUUUGAACACUUACACAACAAAGGAAAACGUUGUUGACGCCGUAACAGGCCUGAGGCACAAGGGAGGAAGACCCCUUAACACCGGGGCAGCCCUCCAGUAUGUCAGAGACAACGUCUUUACUGCCUCCUCUGGAAGUAGGCGCCUUGAUGGUGUUCCACAGCUACUGAUUCUGUUGAGUGGUGGAAGGUCCUUUGACAAUGUUGACACUCCAGCCGCUGCUCUGAAGGAGCUUGGUGUCAAGGUGUUUGCAAUUGGAACAAGGAGCUCUGAUAGCAGAGAAAUGCAGAGGAUAUCACAAGAUCCCAGUCACGCAAUGUCUGUCUCGGAUUUCACAGACCUUCCGAGCAUCCAGCAGCAACUGCUAUCCUCUGUGGAAACAGUGGUUGUUGGAGUUACUACAGAAACCCCAACAGUUUUAGUUGAUCUUGAAACCGCCAGAAAGGAUGUGGUUUUCCUUCUGGAUGGUUCUGAUGGCACUAGGAGUGGUUUCCCAGCAAUGCGUGACUUUGUUCAAAGAGUAGUUGAGAAACUCACUGUGGAAGAGAACAGAGAUAGAGUUUCUGUGGUCCAGUACAGCAGAGAACCAGAGGCCAACUUCUAUUUGAACACUUACACAACAAAGGAAAACGUUGUUGACGCCGUAACAGGCCUGAGGCACAAGGGAGGAAGACCCCUUAACACCGGGGCAGCCCUCCAGUAUGUCAGAGACAACGUCUUUACUGCCUCCUCUGGAAGUAGGCGCCUUGAUGGUGUUCCACAGCUACUGAUUCUGUUGAGUGGUGGAAGGUCCUUUGACAAUGUUGACACUCCAGCCGCUGCUCUGAAGGAGCUUGGUGUCAAGGUGUUUGCAAUUGGAACAAGGAGCUCUGAUAGCAGAGAAAUGCAGAGGAUAUCACAAGAUCCCAGUCACGCAAUGUCUGUCUCGGAUUUCACAGACCUUCCGAGCAUCCAGCAGCAACUGCUAUCCUCUGUGGAAACAGUGGUUGUUGGAGUUACUACAGAAACCCCAACAGUUUUAGUUGAUCUUGAAACCGCCAGAAAGGAUGUGGUUUUCCUUCUGGAUGGUUCUGAUGGCACUAGGAGUGGUUUCCCAGCAAUGCGUGACUUUGUUCAAAGAGUAGUUGAGAAACUCACUGUGGAAGAGAACAGAGAUAGAGUUUCUGUGGUCCAGUACAGCAGAGAACCAGAGGCCAACUUCUAUUUGAACACUUACACAACAAAGGAAAACGUUGUUGACGCCGUAACAGGCCUGAGGCACAAGGGAGGAAGACCCCUUAACACCGGGGCAGCCCUCCAGUAUGUCAGAGACAACGUCUUUACUGCCUCCUCUGGAAGUAGGCGCCUUGAUGGUGUUCCACAGCUACUGAUUCUGUUGAGUGGUGGAAGGUCCUUUGACAAUGUUGACACUCCAGCCGCUGCUCUGAAGGAGCUUGGUGUCAAGGUGUUUGCAGUUGGAACAAGGAGCUCUGAUAUCAGAGAAUUACAAAAGAUAUCCUAUGACCCCAGUUUUGCUCUUUCUGUGUCUGAAUUUACUGACCUCCCAAACGUCCAUCAGCAACUAAUUUCUGUCUUGGGUACUGUGAUUGUGCCGGAUCCAACCAUGAAACCAACAGUAAAACCAACAAUAAUAGUCGAGAGUCGGGCUCCCUCGAGGGAUGUUGUAUUCUUGCUGGAUGGGUCUGAUGGCACGAGGGCUGGAUUCCCAGCAAUGCGGGACUUUGUUCAAAGAGUGGUGGAGACACUCGCUGUGGAUGAGAACAAGGAUCGUGUUGCGUUAGUCCAGUACAGUAGAGAUCCAGCUGCCCAAUUCUACCUGAACACAUUCAAUACAAAGGAUGACAUUGUCAAUACAGUAAGAGGUCUGAGGCACAAAGGAGGAAGACCCCUUAACACUGGGGCAGCUCUUCAGUAUGUCAGAGACAACAUCUUUACUGCCUCUUCUGGAAGCAGAAGCCUACAGGGCAUCCCUCAGAUGUUGAUACUGCUGAGUGGAGGGAGGUCCAACGAUAACGUUGAUGUAUCAGCAUCUGCCCUGAAAGAGAGUGGGGUCUUGAUCUUUGGCAUUGGGACCCGAAAUUCCAGCAGAGAGGUUGAAAGGAUUGUCACUGAUCCUAGUUAUUCCCAGUCUGUUUCCGAAUUCACUGACAUCCCAAGAGUCCAGGAGCAGUAUUUAUCCUCACUCAAAACUCAACUACUCAAAGCCAUACCCAUAACCCCAACAGUGGACAAAAGUAUUGCCAGAAAGGAUGUGGUUUUCCUUCUGGAUGGUUCCGAUGGCACUAGAAGUGGUUUCCCAGCAAUGCGUGACUUUGUUCAAAGAGUAGUUGAGAAACUCACUGUGGAAGAGAACAGAGAUAGAGUUUCUGUGGUCCAGUACAGCAGAGAACCAGAGGCCAACUUCUAUUUGAACACUUACACAACAAAGGAAAACGUUGUUGACGCCGUAACAGGCCUGAGGCACAAGGGAGGAAGACCCCUUAACACCGGGGCAGCCCUCCAGUAUGUCAGAGACAACGUCUUUACUGCCUCCUCUGGAAGUAGGCACCUUGAUGGUGUUCCACAGCUACUGAUUCUGUUGAGUGGUGGAAGGUCCUUUGACAAUGUUGACACUCCAGCCGCUGCUCUGAAGGAGCUUGGUGUCAAGGUGUUUGCAAUUGGAACAAGGAGCUCUGAUAGCAGAGAAAUGCAGAGGAUAUCACAAGAUCCCAGUCAAGCAAUGUCUGUCUCGGAUUUCACAGACCUUCCGAGCAUCCAGCAGCAACUGCUAUCCUCUGUGGAAACAGUGGUUGUUGGAGUUACUACAGAAACCCCAACAGUUUUAGUUGAUCUUGAAACCGCCAGAAAGGAUGUGGUUUUCCUUCUGGAUGGUUCUGAUGGCACUAGGAGUGGUUUCCCAGCAAUGCGUGACUUUGUUCAAAGAGUAGUUGAGAAACUCACUGUGGAAGAGAACAGAGAUAGAGUUUCUGUGGUCCAGUACAGCAGAGAACCAGAGGCCAACUUCUAUUUGAACACUUACACAACAAAGGAAAACGUUGUUGACGCCGUAACAGGCCUGAGGCACAAGGGAGGAAGACCCCUUAACACCGGGGCAGCCCUCCAGUAUGUCAGAGACAACGUCUUUACUGCCUCCUCUGGAAGUAGGCGCCUUGAUGGUGUUCCACAGCUACUGAUUCUGUUGAGUGGUGGAAGGUCCUUUGACAAUGUUGACACUCCAGCCGCUGCUCUGAAGGAGCUUGGUGUCAAGGUGUUUGCAGUUGGAACAAGGAGCUCUGAUAUCAGAGAAUUACAAAAGAUAUCCUAUGACCCCAGUUUUGCUCUUUCUGUGUCUGAAUUUACUGACCUCCCAAACGUCCAUCAGCAACUAAUUUCUGUCUUGGGUACUGUGAUUGUGCCAGAUCCAACCAUGAAACCAACAGUAAAACCAACAAUAAUAGUCGAGAGUCGGGCUCCCUCGAGGGAUGUUGUAUUCUUGCUGGAUGGGUCUGAUGACACGAGGGCUGGAUUCCCAGCAAUGCGGGACUUUGUUCAAAGAGUGGUGGAGACACUCGCUGUGGAUGAGAACAAGGAUCGUGUUGCGUUAGUCCAGUACAGUAGAGAUCCAGCUGCCCAAUUCUACCUGAACACAUUCAAUACAAAGGAUGACAUUGUCAAUACAGUAAGAGGUCUGAGGCACAAAGGAGGAAGACCCCUUAACACUGGGGCAGCUCUUCAGUAUGUCAGAGACAACAUCUUUACUGCCUCUUCUGGAAGCAGAAGCCUACAGGGCAUCCCUCAGAUGUUGAUACUGCUGAGUGGAGGGAGGUCCAACGAUAACGUUGAUGUAUCAGCAUCUGCCCUGAAAGAGAGUGGGGUCUUGAUCUUUGGCAUUGGGACCCGAAAUUCCAGCAGAGAGGUUGAAAGGAUUGUCACUGAUCCUAGUUAUUCCCAGUCUGUUUCCGAAUUCACUGACAUCCCAAGAGUCCAGGAGCAGUAUUUAUCCUCACUCAAAACUCAACUACUCAAAGCCAUACCCAUAACCCCAACAGUGGACAAAAGUAUUGCCAGAAAGGAUGUGGUUUUCCUUCUGGAUGGUUCUGAUGGCACUAGGAGUGGUUUCCCAGCAAUGCGUGACUUUGUUCAAAGAGUAGUUGAGAAACUCACUGUGGAAGAGAACAGAGAUAGAGUUUCUGUGGUCCAGUACAGCAGAGAACCAGAGGCCAACUUCUAUUUGAACACUUACACAACAAAGGAAAACGUUGUUGACGCCGUAACAGGCCUGAGGCACAAGGGAGGAAGACCCCUUAACACCGGGGCAGCCCUCCAGUAUGUCAGAGACAACGUCUUUACUGCCUCCUCUGGAAGUAGGCGCCUUGAUGGUGUUCCACAGCUACUGAUUCUGUUGAGUGGUGGAAGGUCCUUUGACAAUGUUGACACUCCAGCCGCUGCUCUGAAGGAGCUUGGUGUCAAGGUGUUUGCAAUUGGAACAAGGAGCUCUGAUAGCAGAGAAAUGCAGAGGAUAUCACAAGAUCCCAGUCACGCAAUGUCUGUCUCGGAUUUCACAGACCUUCCGAGCAUCCAGCAGCAACUGCUAUCCUCUGUGGAAACAGUGGUUGUUGGAGUUACUACAGAAACCCCAACAGUUUUAGUUGAUCUUGAAACCGCCAGAAAGGAUGUGGUUUUCCUUCUGGAUGGUUCUGAUGGCACUAGGAGUGGUUUCCCAGCAAUGCGUGACUUUGUUCAAAGAGUAGUUGAGAAACUCACUGUGGAAGAGAACAGAGAUAGAGUUUCUGUGGUCCAGUACAGCAGAGAACCAGAGGCCAACUUCUAUUUGAACACUUACACAACAAAGGAAAACGUUGUUGACGCCGUAACAGGCCUGAGGCACAAGGGAGGAAGACCCCUUAACACCGGGGCAGCCCUCCAGUAUGUCAGAGACAACGUCUUUACUGCCUCCUCUGGAAGUAGGCGCCUUGAUGGUGUUCCACAGCUACUGAUUCUGUUGAGUGGUGGAAGGUCCUUUGACAAUGUUGACACUCCAGCCGCUGCUCUGAAGGAGCUUGGUGUCAAGGUGUUUGCAGUUGGAACAAGGAGCUCUGAUAUCAGAGAAUUACAAAAGAUAUCCUAUGACCCCAGUUUUGCUCUUUCUGUGUCUGAAUUUACUGACCUCCCAAACGUCCAUCAGCAACUAAUUUCUGUCUUGGGUACUGUGAUUGUGCCAGAUCCAACCAUGAAACCAACAGUAAAACCAACAAUAAUAGUCGAGAGUCGGGCUCCCUCGAGGGAUGUUGUAUUCUUGCUGGAUGGGUCUGAUGACACGAGGGCUGGAUUCCCAGCAAUGCGGGACUUUGUUCAAAGAGUGGUGGAGACACUCGCUGUGGAUGAGAACAAGGAUCGUGUUGCGUUAGUCCAGUACAGUAGAGAUCCAGCUGCCCAAUUCUACCUGAACACAUUCAAUACAAAGGAUGACAUUGUCAAUACAGUAAGAGGUCUGAGGCACAAAGGAGGAAGACCCCUUAACACUGGGGCAGCUCUUCAGUAUGUCAGAGACGACAUCUUUACUGCCUCUUCUGGAAGCAGAAGCCUACAGGGCAUCCCUCAGAUGUUGAUACUGCUGAGUGGAGGGAGGUCCAACGAUAACGUUGAUGUAUCAGCAUCUGCCCUGAAAGAGAGUGGGGUCUUGAUCUUUGGCAUUGGGACCCGAAAUUCCAGCAGAGAGGUUGAAAGGAUUGUCACUGAUCCUAGUUAUUCCCAGUCUGUUUCCGAAUUCACUGACAUCCCAAGAGUCCAGGAGCAGUAUUUAUCCUCACUCAAAACUCAACUACUCAAAGCCAUACCCAUAACCCCAACAGUGGACAAAAGUAUUGCCAGAAAGGAUGUGGUUUUCCUUCUGGAUGGUUCCGAUGGCACUAGGAGUGGUUUCCCAGCAAUGCGUGACUUUGUUCAAAGAGUAGUUGAGAAACUCACUGUGGAAGAGAACAGAGAUAGAGUUUCUGUGGUCCAGUACAGCAGAGAACCAGAGGCCAACUUCUAUUUGAACACUUACACAACAAAGGAAAACGUUGUUGACGCCGUAACAGGCCUGAGGCACAAGGGAGGAAGACCCCUUAACACCGGGGCAGCCCUCCAGUAUGUCAGAGACAACGUCUUUACUGCCUCCUCUGGAAGUAGGCGCCUUGAUGGUGUUCCACAGCUACUGAUUCUGUUGAGUGGUGGAAGGUCCUUUGACAAUGUUGACACUCCAGCCGCUGCUCUGAAGGAGCUUGGUGUCAAGGUGUUUGCAAUUGGAACAAGGAGCUCUGAUAGCAGAGAAAUGCAGAGGAUAUCACAAGAUCCCAGUCAAGCAAUGUCUGUCUCGGAUUUCACAGACCUUCCGAGCAUCCAGCAGCAACUGCUAUCCUCUGUGGAAACAGUGGUUGUUGGAGUUACUACAGAAACCCCAACAGUUUUAGUUGAUCUUGAAACCGCCAGAAAGGAUGUGGUUUUCCUUCUGGAUGGUUCUGAUGGCACUAGGAGUGGUUUCCCAGCAAUGCGUGACUUUGUUCAAAGAGUAGUUGAGAAACUCACUGUGGAAGAGAACAGAGAUAGAGUUUCUGUGGUCCAGUACAGCAGAGAACCAGAGGCCAACUUCUAUUUGAACACUUACACAACAAAGGAAAACGUUGUUGACGCCGUAACAGGCCUGAGGCACAAGGGAGGAAGACCCCUUAACACCGGGGCAGCCCUCCAGUAUGUCAGAGACAACGUCUUUACUGCCUCCUCUGGAAGUAGGCGCCUUGAUGGUGUUCCACAGCUACUGAUUCUGUUGAGUGGUGGAAGGUCCUUUGACAAUGUUGACACUCCAGCCGCUGCUCUGAAGGAGCUUGGUGUCAAGGUGUUUGCAGUUGGAACAAGGAGCUCUGAUAUCAGAGAAUUACAAAAGAUAUCCUAUGACCCCAGUUUUGCUCUUUCUGUGUCUGAAUUUACUGACCUCCCAAACGUCCAUCAGCAACUAAUUUCUGUCUUGGGUACUGUGAUUGUGCCGGAUCCAACCAUGAAACCAACAGUAAAACCAACAAUAAUAGUCGAGAGUCGGGCUCCCUCGAGGGAUGUUGUAUUCUUGCUGGAUGGGUCUGAUGACACGAGGGCUGGAUUCCCAGCAAUGCGGGACUUUGUUCAAAGAGUGGUGGAGACACUCGCUGUGGAUGAGAACAAGGAUCGUGUUGCGUUAGUCCAGUACAGUAGAGAUCCAGCUGCCCAAUUCUACCUGAACACAUUCAAUACAAAGGAUGACAUUGUCAAUACAGUAAGAGGUCUGAGGCACAAAGGAGGAAGACCCCUUAACACUGGGGCAGCUCUUCAGUAUGUCAGAGACGACAUCUUUACUGCCUCUUCUGGAAGCAGAAGCCUACAGGGCAUCCCUCAGAUGUUGAUACUGCUGAGUGGAGGGAGGUCCAACGAUAACGUUGAUGUAUCAGCAUCUGCCCUGAAAGAGAGUGGGGUCUUGAUCUUUGGCAUUGGGACCCAAAAUUCCAGCAGAGAGGUUGAAAGGAUUGUCACUGAUCCUAGUUAUUCCCAGUCUGUUUCCAAAUUCACUGACAUCCCAAGAGUCCAGGAGCAGUAUUUAUCCUCACUCAAAACUCAACUACUCAAAGCCAUACCCAUAACCCCAACAGUGGACAAAAGUAUUGCCAGAAAGGAUGUGGUUUUCCUUCUGGAUGGUUCCGAUGGCACUAGGAGUGGUUUCCCAGCAAUGCGUGACUUUGUUCAAAGAGUAGUUGAGAAACUCACUGUGGAAGAGAACAGAGAUAGAGUUUCUGUGGUCCAGUACAGCAGAGAACCAGAGGCCAACUUCUAUUUGAACACUUACACAACAAAGGAAAACGUUGUUGACGCCGUAACAGGCCUGAGGCACAAGGGAGGAAGACCCCUUAACACAGGGGCAGCCCUCCAGUAUGUCAGAGACAACGUCUUUACUGCCUCCUCUGGAAGUAGGCGCCUUGAUGGUGUUCCACAGCUACUGAUUCUGUUGAGUGGUGGAAGGUCCUUUGACAAUGUUGACACUCCAGCCGCUGCUCUGAAGGAGCUUGGUGUCAAGGUGUUUGCAAUUGGAACAAGGAGCUCUGAUAGCAGAGAAAUGCAGAGGAUAUCACAAGAUCCCAGUCAAGCAAUGUCUGUCUCGGAUUUCACAGACCUUCCGAGCAUCCAGCAGCAACUGCUAUCCUCUGUGGAAACAGUGGUUGUUGGAGUUACUACAGAAACCCCAACAGUUUUAGUUGAUCUUGAAACCGCCAGAAAGGAUGUGGUUUUCCUUCUGGAUGGUUCUGAUGGCACUAGGAGUGGUUUCCCAGCAAUGCGUGACUUUGUUCAAAGAGUAGUUGAGAAACUCACUGUGGAAGAGAACAGAGAUAGAGUUUCUGUGGUCCAGUACAGCAGAGAACCAGAGGCCAACUUCUAUUUGAACACUUACACAACAAAGGAAAACGUUGUUGACGCCGUAACAGGCCUGAGGCACAAGGGAGGAAGACCCCUUAACACCGGGGCAGCCCUCCAGUAUGUCAGAGACAACGUCUUUACUGCCUCCUCUGGAAGUAGGCGCCUUGAUGGUGUUCCACAGCUACUGAUUCUGUUGAGUGGUGGAAGGUCCUUUGACAAUGUUGACACUCCAGCCGCUGCUCUGAAGGAGCUUGGUGUCAAGGUGUUUGCAAUUGGAACAAGGAGCUCUGAUAGCAGAGAAAUGCAGAGGAUAUCACAAGAUCCCAGUCACGCAAUGUCUGUCUCGGAUUUCACAGACCUUCCGAGCAUCCAGCAGCAACUGCUAUCCUCUGUGGAAACAGUGGCUGUUGGAGUUACUACAGAAACCCCAACAGUUUUAGUUGAUCUUGAAACCGCCAGAAAGGAUGUGGUUUUCCUUCUGGAUGGUUCUGAUGGCACUAGGAGUGGUUUCCCAGCAAUGCGUGACUUUGUUCAAAGAGUAGUUGAGAAACUCACUGUGGAAGAGAACAGAGAUAGAGUUUCUGUGGUCCAGUACAGCAGAGAACCAGAGGCCAACUUCUAUUUGAACACUUACACAACAAAGGAAAACGUUGUUGACGCCGUAACAGGCCUGAGGCACAAGGGAGGAAGACCCCUUAACACCGGGGCAGCCCUCCAGUAUGUCAGAGACAACGUCUUUACUGCCUCCUCUGGAAGUAGGCGCCUUGAUGGUGUUCCACAGCUACUGAUUCUGUUGAGUGGUGGAAGGUCCUUUGACAAUGUUGACACUCCAGCCGCUGCUCUGAAGGAGCUUGGUGUCAAGGUGUUUGCAGUUGGAACAAGGAGCUCUGAUAUCAGAGAAUUACAAAAGAUAUCCUAUGACCCCAGUUUUGCUCUUUCUGUGUCUGAAUUUACUGACCUCCCAAACGUCCAUCAGCAACUAAUUUCUGUCUUGGGUACUGUGAUUGUGCCAGAUCCAACCAUGAAACCAACAGUAAAACCAACAAUAAUAGUCGAGAGUCGGGCUCCCUCGAGGGAUGUUGUAUUCUUGCUGGAUGGGUCUGAUGGCACGAGGGCUGGAUUCCCAGCAAUGCGGGACUUUGUUCAAAGAGUGGUGGAGACACUCGCUGUGGAUGAGAACAAGGAUCGUGUUGCGUUAGUCCAGUACAGUAGAGAUCCAGCUGCCCAAUUCUACCUGAACACAUUCAAUACAAAGGAUGACAUUGUCAAUACAGUAAGAGGUCUGAGGCACAAAGGAGGAAGACCCCUUAACACUGGGGCAGCUCUUCAGUAUGUCAGAGACAACAUCUUUACUGCCUCUUCUGGAAGCAGAAGCCUACAGGGCAUCCCUCAGAUGUUGAUACUGCUGAGUGGAGGGAGGUCCAACGAUAACGUUGAUGUAUCAGCAUCUGCCCUGAAAGAGAGUGGGGUCUUGAUCUUUGGCAUUGGGACCCAAAAUUCCAGCAGAGAGGUUGAAAGGAUUGUCACUGAUCCUAGUUAUUCCCAGUCUGUUUCCGAAUUCACUGACAUCGCAAGAGUCCAGGAGCAGUAUUUAUCCUCACUCAAAACUCAACUACUCAAAGCCAUACCCAUAACCCCAACAGUGGACAAAAGUAUUGCCAGAAAGGAUGUGGUUUUCCUUCUGGAUGGUUCCGAUGGCACUAGGAGUGGUUUCCCAGCAAUGCGUGACUUUGUUCAAAGAGUAGUUGAGAAACUCACUGUGGAAGAGAACAGAGAUAGAGUUUCUGUGGUCCAGUACAGCAGAGAACCAGAGGCCAACUUCUAUUUGAACACUUACACAACAAAGGAAAACGUUGUUGACGCCGUAACAGGCCUGAGGCACAAGGGAGGAAGACCCCUUAACACCGGGGCAGCCCUCCAGUAUGUCAGAGACAACGUCUUUACUGCCUCCUCUGGAAGUAGGCGCCUUGAUGGUGUUCCACAGCUACUGAUUCUGUUGAGUGGUGGAAGGUCCUUUGACAAUGUUGACACUCCAGCCGCUGCUCUGAAGGAGCUUGGUGUCAAGGUGUUUGCAAUUGGAACAAGGAGCUCUGAUAGCAGAGAAAUGCAGAGGAUAUCACAAGAUCCCAGUCACGCAAUGUCUGUCUCGGAUUUCACAGACCUUCCGAGCAUCCAGCAGCAACUGCUAUCCUCUGUGGAAACAGUGGUUGUUGGAGUUACUACAGAAACCCCAAAAGUUUUAGUUGAUCUUGAAACCACCAGAAAGGAUGUGGUUUUCCUUCUGGAUGGUUCUGAUGGCACUAGGAGUGGUUUCCCAGCAAUGCGUGACUUUGUUCAAAGAGUAGUUGAGAAACUCACUGUGGAAGAGAACAGAGAUAGAGUUUCUGUGGUCCAGUACAGCAGAGAACCAGAGGCCAACUUCUAUUUGAACACUUACACAACAAAGGAAAACGUUGUUGACGCCGUAACAGGCCUGAGGCACAAGGGAGGAAGACCCCUUAACACCGGGGCAGCCCUCCAGUAUGUCAGAGACAACGUCUUUACUGCCUCCUCUGGAAGUAGGCGCCUUGAUGGUGUUCCACAGCUACUGAUUCUGUUGAGUGGUGGAAGGUCCUUUGACAAUGUUGACACUCCAGCCGCUGCUCUGAAGGAGCUUGGUGUCAAGGUGUUUGCAAUUGGAACAAGGAGCUCUGAUAGCAGAGAAAUGCAGAGGAUAUCACAAGAUCCCAGUCACGCAAUGUCUGUCUCGGAUUUCACAGACCUUCCGAGCAUCCAGCAGCAACUGCUAUCCUCUGUGGAAACAGUGGCUGUUGGAGUUACUACAGAAACCCCAACAGUUUUAGUUGAUCUUGAAACCACCAGAAAGGAUGUGGUUUUCCUUCUGGAUGGUUCUGAUGGCACUAGGAGUGGUUUCCCAGCAAUGCGUGACUUUGUUCAAAGAGUAGUUGAGAAACUCACUGUGGAAGAGAACAGAGAUAGAGUUUCUGUGGUCCAGUACAGCAGAGAACCAGAGGCCAACUUCUAUUUGAACACUUACACAACAAAGGAAAACGUUGUUGACGCCGUAACAGGCCUGAGGCACAAGGGAGGAAGACCCCUUAACACCGGGGCAGCCCUCCAGUAUGUCAGAGACAACGUCUUUACUGCCUCCUCUGGAAGUAGGCGCCUUGAUGGUGUUCCACAGCUACUGAUUCUGUUGAGUGGUGGAAGGUCCUUUGACAAUGUUGACACUCCAGCCGCUGCUCUGAAGGAGCUUGGUGUCAAGGUGUUUGCAGUUGGAACAAGGAGCUCUGAUAUCAGAGAAUUACAAAAGAUAUCCUAUGACCCCAGUUUUGCUCUUUCUGUGUCUGAAUUUACUGACCUCCCAAACUUCCAUCAGCAACUAAUUUCUGUCUUGGGUACUGUGAUUGUGCCAGAUCCAACCAUGAAACCAACAGUAAAACCAACAAUAAUAGUCGAGAGUCGGGCUCCCUCGAGGGAUGUUGUAUUCUUGCUGGAUGGGUCUGAUGGCACGAGGGCUGGAUUCCCAGCAAUGCGGGACUUUGUUCAAAGAGUGGUGGAGACACUCGCUGUGGAUGAGAACAAGGAUCGUGUUGCGUUAGUCCAGUACAGUAGAGAUCCAGCUGCCCAAUUCUACCUGAACACAUUCAAUACAAAGGAUGACAUUGUCAAUACAGUAAGAGGUCUGAGGCACAAAGGAGGAAGACCCCUUAACACUGGGGCAGCUCUUCAGUAUGUCAGAGACAACAUCUUUACUGCCUCUUCUGGAAGCAGAAGCCUACAGGGCAUCCCUCAGAUGUUGAUACUGCUGAGUGGAGGGAGGUCCAACGAUAACGUUGAUGUAUCAGCAUCUGCCCUGAAAGAGAGUGGGGUCUUGAUCUUUGGCAUUGGGACCCAAAAUUCCAGCAGAGAGGUUGAAAGGAUUGUCACUGAUCCUAGUUAUUCCCAGUCUGUUUCCGAAUUCACUGACAUCGCAAGAGUCCAGGAGCAGUAUUUAUCCUCACUCAAAACUCAACUACUCAAAGCCAUACCCAUAACCCCAACAGUGGACAAAAGUAUUGCCAGAAAGGAUGUGGUUUUCCUUCUGGAUGGUUCCGAUGGCACUAGGAGUGGUUUCCCAGCAAUGCGUGACUUUGUUCAAAGAGUAGUUGAGAAACUCACUGUGGAAGAGAACAGAGAUAGAGUUUCUGUGGUCCAAUACAGCAGAGAACCAGAGGCCAACUUCUAUUUGAACACUUACACAACAAAGGAAAACGUUGUUGACGCCGUAACAGGCCUGAGGCACAAGGGAGGAAGACCCCUUAACACCGGGGCAGCCCUCCAGUAUGUCAGAGACAACGUCUUUACUGCCUCCUCUGGAAGUAGGCGCCUUGAUGGUGUUCCACAGCUACUGAUUCUGUUGAGUGGUGGAAGGUCCUUUGACAAUGUUGAAACUCCAGCCGCUGCUCUGAAGGAGCUUGGUGUCAAGGUGUUUGCAAUUGGAACAAGGAGCUCUGAUAGCAGAGAAAUGCAGAGGAUAUCACAAGAUCCCAGUCACGCAAUGUCUGUCUCAGAUUUCACAGACCUUCCGAGCAUCCAGCAGCAACUGCUAUCCUCUGUGGAAACAGUGGUUGUUGGAGUUACUACAGAAACCCCAACAGUUUUAGUUGAUCUUGAAACCGCCAGAAAGGAUGUGGUAUUCCUUCUGGAUGGUUCUGAUGGCACUAGGAGUGGUUUCCCAGCAAUGCGUGACUUUGUUCAAAGAGUAGUUGAGAAACUCACUGUGGAAGAGAACAGAGAUAGAGUUUCUGUGGUCCAGUACAGCAGAGAACCAGAGGCCAACUUCUAUUUGAACACUUACACAACAAAGGAAAACAUUGUUGACGCCGUAACAGGCCUGAGGCACAAGGGAGGAAGACCCCUUAACACCGGGGCAGCCCUCCAGUAUGUCAGAGACAACGUCUUCACUGCCUCCUCUGGAAGUAGGCACCUUGAUGGUGUUCCACAGCUACUGAUUCUGUUGAGUGGUGGAAGGUCCUUUGACAAUGUUGACACUCCAGCCGCUACUCUGAAGGAGCUUGGUGUCAAGGUGUUUGCAGUUGGAACAAGGAGCUCUGAUAUCAGAGAAUUACAAAAGAUAUCCUAUGACCCCAGUUUUGCUCUUUCUGUGUCCGAAUUUACUGACCUCACAAACGUCCAUCAGCAACUAAUUUCUGUCUUGGGUACUGUGAUUGUGCCAACCAUGAAACCAACAGUAAAACCAACAAUAAUAGUCGAGAGUCAGGCUCCCUCGAGGGAUGUUGUAUUCUUGCUGGAUGGGUCUGAUGACACGAGGGCUGGAUUCCCAGCAAUGCGGGACUUUGUUCAAAGAGUGGUGGAGACACUCGCUGUGGAUGAGAACAAGGAUCGUGUUGCGUUAGUCCAGUACAGUAGAGAUCCAGCUGCCCAAUUCUACCUGAACACAUUCAAUACAAAGGAUGACAUUGUCAAUACAGUAAGAGGUCUGAGGCACAAAGGAGGAAGACCCCUUAACACUGGGGCAGCUCUUCAGUAUGUCAGAGACAACAUCUUUACUGCCUCUUCUGGAAGCAGAAGCCUACAGGGCGUCCCUCAGAUGUUGAUACUGCUGAGUGGAGGGAGGUCCAACGAUAACGUUGAUGUAUCAGCAUCUGCCCUGAAAGAGAGUGGGGUCUUGAUCUUUGGCAUUGGGACCCGAAAUUCCAGCAGAGAGGUUGAAAGGAUUGUCACUGAUCCUAGUUAUUCCCAGUCUGUUUCCGAAUUCACUGACAUCCCAAGAGUCCAGGAGCAGUAUUUAUCUUCACUCAAAACUCAACUACUCAAAGCCAUACCCAUAACCCCAACAGCUGAGUCCCAGGGUCCCAAGAAAGAUGUGGUCUUCCUUAUUGAUGGCUCAGAUGGUGUAGGACGAGAGUUUCCGAUCAUCCAGGAGUUUAUUCGCAACAUUGUGGGCCAGCUUAAUGUGGGCGAGAACAAGAUCAGGAUUGGUGUUGUGCAGUAUGGCAGUUCCCCCCAUGCAGAUAUCAACCUGAACUCCCACACAACAAAGGACGACGUUAUGGUAGCUGUCAAUAAUUUGAGGCAAAGAGGCGGCAGAGAUCGUAACCUGGGUCAGGCAUUGGAGUUUGUCCGUAGAGAUGUGCUGAAUGCUCAACAUGGUGGCAGAAAGGAAGAGGGUGUCCCACAGUUCCUGAUUGUCAUCUCCGGCGGGAGGUCCACAGAUGAUAUCAGUCGACCUGCAACAUCACUAAAGCGGUCAGGUGUUUUGCCCUUCAGCAUUGGGACCAGAGAUGUUAACGUGAAGGAUCUUCAGGUUGUCUCCUAUACUCCCAACUUUGCCUACACUGUGGAUGACUUCCCUGGCCUUUACAGAGUAAAGGACACACUGAUCUCCUCGCUCACAGAGUUGUCUGAUGAGGAUAUUGCCCGGAUGCGCCCUGAAUUCCCAACUGAGGAAGAAAUACCAUUCACUGAUGGGGAAAAGAGGGAUGUGGUUUUCCUCAUUGAUGGAACAACAGCUAUACGCAAUGAGUUCCCUGCCAUCCGUGACAUGAUUGGGAGGGUCGUGGAAAAGCUGGACGUGGGUCUGGAUCGGGUCAGGGUCUCAGUGGUGCAGUACAGCGAUGAUGCCUCGGUGGAGUUUCUCCUGAAUGAGCACUCUACCAAAGAUGAGGUCCGCCAGGCCGUGGGAAGGCUCCGGAGCAAGGGUGGGAAUCGUCUGAAUACUGGCCGUGCCCUUGAGUGGGUCUCCAAGAACAUCUACCAGAGAUCAGCGGGUAGCCGCAUUGAGGAGCGUGUGCCUCAGUUCCUCAUUGUAGUCACUGGGGGCAGGUCCAACGAUGACGUCUCAGGACCAGCUAACCAGCUGAAGAACAACUUGGUGGCCCCACUAGCCAUUGGGGCCAGGAAUGCCGACCCCAAUGAACUGAGACAGAUCUCCCUGAAACCUGAGUUCACCUACACCAUGAAAAACUUUGGGCAACUUCCAACAGUGGAGCAGCGGCUUAUUGAUUCAGUCAAAACCACAAACAUUGUCACUGUUGUUGAUCCAGUUGGUCCUUUUGAAGAAAUACCAUUCACUGAUGGGGAAAAGAGGGAUGUGGUUUUCCUCAUUGAUGGAACAACAGCUAUACGCAAUGAGUUCCCUGCCAUCCGUGACAUGAUUGGGAGGGUCGUGGAAAAGCUGGACGUGGGUCUGGAUCGGGUCAGGGUCUCAGUGGUGCAGUACAGCGAUGAUGCCUCGGUGGAGUUUCUCCUGAAUGAGCACUCUACCAAAGAUGAGGUCCGCCAGGCCGUGGGAAGGCUCCGGAGCAAGGGUGGGAAUCGUCUGAAUACUGGCCGUGCCCUUGAGUGGGUCUCCAAGAACAUCUACCAGAGAUCAGCGGGUAGCCGCAUUGAGGAGCGUGUGCCUCAGUUCCUCAUUGUAGUCACUGGGGGCAGGUCCAACGAUGACGUCUCAGGACCAGCUAACCAGCUGAAGAACAACUUGGUGGCCCCACUAGCCAUUGGGGCCAGGAAUGCCGACCCCAAUGAACUGAGACAGAUCUCCCUGAAACCUGAGUUCACCUACACCAUGAAAAACUUUGGGCAACUUCCAACAGUGGAGCAGCGGCUUAUUGAUUCAGUCAAAACCACAAACAUUGUCACUGUUGUUGAUCCAGUUGGUCCUUUUGAUAACCUUAACAUGGGAAGGAAGGACAUCAUCUUUCUCAUCGAUGGCUCAGACACCACAGGCUCCGGAGGCAUUGCCCAUAUCCGUGACUUCAUCCUUAACAUCGUUCAGCAGUUGAAUGUGAAACCUGACCAGGUUCGGGUAGCCGUUGUCCAAUACUCUGAUAAGGUCAAUACUGAGUUCUCUCUUAACACCUACAAUGACAAAACUGCUGUGCUCAAUGCCAUCAAAAGACUACGUCAGCAUGGUGGCAGAUCGUCUGACCUGGCCAAAGCCAUUGAGUAUGUGAUCAGGAAUGAGUUGAAAUCUUCCGCGGGUGUCCGGCUUGCAGAUGCCUCCCAGCAUCUAGUGGUCCUCACUGGUGGUAGGUCCCCCACUGACGUGUCAGUGUACGGUCCUCUGCUCAAAGGAUCCAGGGUCAACUGCAUCAGCAUAGGGGCUGGUGGAGCAGACUCUAGGCAGCUGAACCAGAUUUCCACCAGCUCUGCUGACGUUCUCCAGGUGGCAAAUUUCCCUGCCUUGCCUGCCAUUAAGGAUAGGUUCAUUUCCAGGCUCAAUGGGACAAUACCAGAGGAGCCACCUACAUAUAGCACCACUGACCCAACGCUCUUUAAACCCAAGGUUGCUGACAUCGUUUUCUUGGUGGACGGCUCCAUCAACCUCGGCAAGGAAAACUUCAAAGUGGUAAUGGAAUUCAUCCUAAACCUCAUCGACCUCUUCUAUACCGAACAUGACGACCUGCAAUUUGGCCUGGCGCACUAUACCACAGACGUCACCGACGUCUUCUACCUCAACACUUACAAGAACAAGGACGACAUCACAAGCGCCAUCAACCACACAGAAUACAAGGGGGGCCGCAAGAUCAACACGGGCGCCGCUAUCCGCCAUGUGCAGGAGAACCAAUUUGUCAAAGAGAAAGGCAGCAGGAAGGACAAAAACGUCCCACAGAUCCUGAUGGUCGUCACUGGCGGAAAGUCAGCCGAUGAUGGCAAGACUGCGGCUCUGGGGCUAAAGGCAAAAGGGGUGCGCAUCUACGCCGUUGGUGUGGGUGACAUGGAAAAUGAAUUGAACAACCUGGCAAGCGAGCCCAACACGGUGGCUAGGGCGAGCACUUUCUUGGAGCUGUCUAAAUUAGACGAGCAGAUCCUGGACACAUUGGACGACGAGGUGAAGGGAAUUAAACUGUGCACUGGCGUGAGCCCGGAGCCAACAGAAGCCUGCAGCCUCGAAGUGUUGGUGGGCUUUGACGUGUCCUCGCAGAACAUCUUCCAGGCCCAGAGGGUCCUGGAGUCAAAGAUGCGUGCCAUCCUCCAGAGGAUCACCAAGAUGAGAGACAUCAGUUGCUCAUCAGGCCAGGUCCCCUCAGUCCAGGUGGGCAUUCUGGCUCUAGAUGCCGCUUCAGAGCCCAUCAACCUGGAUUUUACAGACAACGCUGACGCUCUGUUCGAGGCUUUCCGGGCGCUGCGCACACGCGGCCCAUACCUCCUCAACGCCAAGACAAUCUCGGCGUACGAUUCCAGGUUCAAAAGCCGAGCUGCUAACACUGUCAAGGUUGUGAUCCAUCUGACUGACGGUUUGGAUGGCCAGUAUAGUGAAAUGAAGAGACGGGUUGAAGAGCUUAAGAAUUCAGGCGUGAACAGCUUCAUCUUGGUGGGUCUGGAGUGGGUACCCAAGUUUGAGGAGGCCAUGCUUUUGGAGUUUGGUCGUGGCUUCAGGUAUACCAGACCCCUCCGAGUUAAUGUAAUGGACUUAGACUACGAGCUUCUGGAGGAACUGGACAAUAUUGCUGAGAGAGAAUGCUGUGCAGUGCCAUGCAAAUGCACCGGUACAAGAGGGGACAGAGGAGCAGUCGGUGUUGGAGGCCCCAAGGGCAGUCCAGGUGGAGCAGGCGGAGCAGGACAUCCUGGAGAUGAAGGCGGACCUGGAGAAAGAGGUCCUCCUGGUGUCAAUGGAACUCAAGGUUUCCAGGGCUGUCCUGGACAGAGGGGAACCAAGGGUGGUCGCGGAUACUCUGGCGAAAAGGGUGAAUCUGGAGAAAUUGGUCUGGAUGGCAUUAAUGGAGAAGAGGGCAAGCGUGGAGUUGCUGGACCCCCAGGAGACAGAGGGAACCCUGGGAGAAGGGGACCUAAAGGAGCUAAAGGACAGGCAGGAGACACCGGGCAUACUGGAAUCAGGGGAGAUCCUGGAACCCCCGGAAUAGAUAACUCUGUGCCUGGAGCUAAGGGAGACCCAGGCGACGUCGGUCCAAUGGGAGAAUCAGGGGAGGAGGGCAAGAAGGGAGGCCCUGGUGAACCAGGCCGGACGGGUCCUGAUGGUAGAAGAGGCCCAGCGGGACCAGCUGGGACCCCUGGGCCAGCGGGCAGUGUCGGUUUGCCAGGAGAGCCUGGUAUCGGUGGAUCCAGAGGCCUAUCUGGACCAAAUGGUACACCUGGAACUGGAGGUGAGGACGGGAAUCCAGGACCAAGGGGCAUAGGAGGAGUCCAGGGACCACCUGGAGACAAGGGCAGAAGAGGAGCUCUUGGUCGAAAGGGAGAGCCAGGAGAUCCUGGGCCCAAAGGCAUUGUGGGACCUCUGGGACCGCGUGGUGAACCUGGCGAAGAUGGUCGAGAUGGAUUUGGAAUCACAGGGCCCAAAGGAAGAAAGGGCGAUGAGGGUUUCCCAGGAUUCCCAGGACCUAAGGGAGCAGCAGGUGAUAGUGGACCCAAUGGUGGACCAGGACCCAAAGGAAACUCUGGCCAGAGGGGUGUUUCAGGGGACAUCGGUACUCCAGGUCAGAAGGGAGAAAUUGGAUACCCCGGGCCUUAUGGAGAGAAAGGGCCGAGAGGACCUGGCGUUGUGCAAUGUGAUCUGGUGAAGAAAAUCAGGGACAACUGUCCCUGCUGCUAUGGUAAGCAGGAGUGCCCUCUCUAUCCCACCGAGCUGGCUUUUGCUCUGGAUGCCUCAGAUGGUGUGGGUAGGCCUGCCUUCAACAACAUGCGCGAUGCCGUGCUCCGCCUAAUUGGCAAUAUCACCAUUGCGGAGAGCAACUGCCCACGGGGUGCCCGAGUGGCCCUCAGCCUCUACAACAAUGAGGUGACCACUGAGAUCCGCUUUGCUGAUGCCCUGAAGCGUCGUGCCCUAGUGCAGCGUGUAGAAGGCCUGCAGGCAUUGCAGACACGCAAACAGCGAAGCCUGGAGACGGCAAUGAACUUCCUGGCACACAAUACCUUCAAGAGGGUGCGCAGCGGCUUCCUGAUGAGGAAGGUUGCCAUCUUCUUUGUCAAUGGGCCAGUGAAGGAUCAGCGAGCAGUCAGCGCUGCAGCCCUCCGCCUCUAUGACGCAGGAAUUGCCUCAGUGUUCCUGGUCAACAGAGAGGAUAGCCAGCUCACCAGAGCUCUGAAGAUGAACGCCACUGGAUCAGCACUGGGUCAAGUGAUCGUGCUGCCCAGCCCCGGAAGUACACAGUACAAUUCGGCCAUCCGAAAGAUCAUGAACUGCCACAUCUGCCUGGACUCCUGUGCCCCGGACCAAAUAUGUGACUACGUGCCCCCUCAGCCAUCAAGAGACAGGAGGUCCUCCACUACAGACGUGGACAUUGACAUGGCCUUCCUUAUGGACAGCUCAGAGACCACUUACCCCAGUGUCUUCACUGAGACAAAACGCUACAUUGCACACAUCGUGGGGCAACUACAGAUCUCUUCAGACCCGGCAGCGUCUAUACACCAUGCCCGUGUAGCUAUGAUCCAACAGGCACCAUACGAGUUCUUGCGCAACAGCAGUGGCUCGCCCAUUCGCGUGGACAUAGGCUUGACAGACCAUGGCUCGGCCCAGGACAUCCGCAACUUCCUGCUGGAGAAGACAACCCAACUGGAGGGCGGACGGGCACUGGCAGCAGCUAUUGAGCACACGCUGGAACAGGUGUUCGAGAAGGCACCACACCCGCGCGACCUCAAGAUGCUGACAUUGUUCGUGACUGGCCCAAUAGAGCAGGACGAGGAACGGCUGGUGGCCGUGGCCACAGAGGCCAAGUGCAAGGGCUAUUUCUUGGUGAUCCUGGGUGUGGGCGAUAAGCUUGGUGCCGGGGAUGCCCGCGUGCUGACGCGCAUGGCCAGCGAGCCGUCCGACGUCUUCUUCAAGAGGCUGAGCAGUACAUCGCAGUUCUAUGACAAGCACAUUCAGAACUUUGGCACACUGUUACCCAAGUAUCUAAGCAUUGAGAACGCUUUCUACAUGUCCCCUGAGGUCUCCAAAAACUGUCACUGGUACCAGAGUGACCAGCCAUUCCCCAAGUUCCCCUUCCCCAAGUCUCACCACAGUCAAGAGAAACAUCAAAAACAUCAUGAAAACCACCAGGCAGUCCAUCCAAGAAAGCACAAUGACCAAGACUUUGAUGAGUUGCACGUGGCCAACAUCACUUCCAGCAGCCUGAUUCUACGCUGGGCUAGCCCAGACCCUAAACUCAUGGCCUAUUUUGAGGUGGUGGUGACUCGCCUGCGUGACCAUGCACUAGUGCUAAAGUGGAAUUUAACAGGCACGGAACUAACUGUAGGCAAUUUGGAGAGCGCCCAGACCUACCAUGCCGUGGUGACUACACACACCGCUCAGGGCAAAAUUGCAGCCACCCACAAAGGCAUUAUCACCACCAAAGCAGCAGCUGAGCAUACUGUCAACACCCCAAUGGAGGUGACUGAUAUCAAAGCCACAACACCGCUGGACAAACCAGAGAUUGCUAACGAGCUAGCAGACCCAUGCUCUGUAGACUAUGACCCUGGACAACCGUGCAAAGACUAUCAGGCUAAGUGGUUCUUUGACAGAAAGAUUGGGAUCUGUACCCAGUUCUGGUACGGUGGUUGUGAAGGCAAUGGAAAUAGGUUCGAGACUGAAGCCCAGUGCUUGAAACACUGCGUGAGGUCAGAGCCCCAGCAACAAAGUGAGCAGCAGCCUGAGUCUGAGAUCUCCUCAGCUCCCGCGGCCUUAACAGGAGUGGACAUCUGUCAGCUCCCUGAAGAUGAAGGUGCCUGCGCUAAGUUUGUUCUAAAGUGGCACUACAAUGCCCUUAAAAAGAGCUGCACACGCUUCUGGUAUGGAGGAUGUGGCGGCAACCAGAAUCGCUUCGAAACUCACGAGGAGUGUGAAAAGGCCUGUGGAAAAACAGGGCAGCUCUGCCUCGAGGGCAGAAGGAAUUGGAUUGGUUGGAUGAAAGCAGUGCAAACCAUGGGCAGCGCUCACAGCGACGAGUGAGAAUGAAAGGAAAGAGAAGAAAAGGCUCACUAGGUGCACCUAUCAACCAAGGAGUCAUUGCUGCAAUAAGAACAUAGGAGGACAAUGAUCUGUAUCAUUGUAUAACUCUACUGAAGAGAUUGCAAGGAAAAUAAACGAAUAUGGCCAAAAAGAAGCUAUACCAAAAGAAAGGUGGCUGCACUGGAUUCCAAAAACAGGUUUUGAUCAAAAACAAUCUUGAACUAGUCAAUUUCACAAAAAAGUAAGAAAGCAACACAAUUUGCUGCAUGAUUUUAUCUACUGGUGCUAAAUAGUUUUUUUUUGGGGGGGUGGGAAUUUGCUGAGUACAUCUAGUGUUUAAUGCAAAAUAUCUGGAAUGGUUACACCAUGUUGUUUUUUUAAUACAAUUCUUCUCAUGAAAAAAAGGUUUUAUAAUGAAUGAAUAAACAUAUUUGAAUAUCUUGGGACAGAGAUUAUCCAUAAAUCUAUUCACACACACACUUUAAAUUAAUCACCAUAGGUUUAUAUGACUUCACUAUAUUCCCAAAUACAGACUUUCUCUCACCAUGCCAAUGACUCUCCUAGUUGCUGAAUCCACGCUGAUGUCCUCUCCGGCAGUGUGUAUAUAAUGACCAAUUAAAUUCUCAGUGUUGAAAUGAACUAAUCAUGUAACGUAAAUGCACUUCUGGAACCACUGCCUCAAAUACACAAGUUCCAGUUUUUGAAUAUGGAAUGUACUUGUCAAGCUGUUAGUGUUUUUGUUUUGUUUUACUUAAUUUUGUGUUACUUCUGGGAACGGGGGAAAUAAAAAUGAUUUCAACUUUCUAAUAAACUCCA
Esox lucius (northern pike) is the source of this 27844-nucleotide messenger RNA. RefSeq names its product collagen, type VI, alpha 3 (gene col6a3). NCBI's taxonomy places the organism in Eukaryota, Metazoa, Chordata, Actinopteri, Esociformes, Esocidae. Gene Ontology annotation, molecular function: serine-type endopeptidase inhibitor activity; protein binding. The coding region runs from base 146 to 27028 and encodes 8960 amino acids. The record is from RefSeq and is a predicted model, not a curated record. The transcript is spliced from 74 exons.